Molecule: messenger RNA, 3730 nt
Organism: Pristis pectinata (smalltooth sawfish)
Lineage: Eukaryota; Metazoa; Chordata; Chondrichthyes; Rhinopristiformes; Pristidae
Product: biogenesis of lysosome-related organelles complex 1 subunit 4-like
Exons: 5
Coding region: 1-753 (250 amino acids)
Cellular component (GO): BLOC-1 complex
Source: RefSeq, a predicted model, not a curated record
AUGGAGGUGAGUCCGCAGAGAGCCGCCGGUGAGAGCGGGGGCCCGGAGCCGGACCGGCCGGCCGCCGGUGAGAGCGGGGGCCCGGAGCCGGACCGGCCGGCCGCCGGUGAGAGCGGGGGCCCGGGCUCGGACCCGCCGGCCGCCGGUGAGAGCGGGGGCCCGGGCUCGGACCCGCCGGCCGCCGGUGAGAGCGGGGGCCCGGGCUCGGACCCGCCUGCCGCCGGUGAGAGCGGGAGCCCGGAGCCGGCGGCCGGAGAGAUGCAGAGCUGGGUGGUGCAGCAGGACGCGCAGGAGCUGGCGGCGAGUCUGAGAGCUGAUCCCUGCCGAGAGGCCAAGGAACUUAAUGAGAGCAUUGAAGAAAUGUUAAUCCGAUUGGAUGAAUUUUGUGGAAUGCUUGACAUGAUUCGAAAUGACUCCUCUCAAAUUCUGGAUGAAAAUAUACCAAAAAUAAAGGUCAAGGCACGAGAAAUGAAGGAGGUGUAUGCAAAGAUUGAUAAAAUGGAGAUUUUUGUGAAGAUGGUUGAACAGAGUGCAGCUAUGCUGGAGGAACAAGUGAUUCAGGCAGAAAAGGACUGUGGCAACAGAUCUCGUGGUGUUUGCAAAUUUCUGCAUUCAAUAAAUGCACCUUUUUUGAAUAAGAAACGUAGCUGUCUCAGCCAACAGAAUUUAGCAUAUGAGCUACCCAACCUAUACCGAACUGAAGCCUAUUUUCCUGCAAAUCACAAUAGGACAUUCUUUAAACCAAGCAAGUGAUUGUAAUGUUGUUGCCCUUGCCUAAGGGGGACACCAUUCACAUGAACAAGAAGAACAUGACAUUACUGCAAGUCUUGUACAGUUGAUGUCACCUAGUUCCACUUGGACGAAAGCUAGAAAGUGCUUUACUGGAAUCAUGGAGAUAUCCUGUGAAAUAACUUGAAGUACAAAUGGACUUGCAUGAAGAAACUCUAGGAUUAAUGGUGUUACUUGAAUACUGUAGGUUAUCAGUGAAAUCAUAAAAAUACCUAGAGUUGUAGCUCCAACCCACCAAGGCAGCACAUUAAAUGGAACUUAAGUCUCAAAGCUGUUCCAUGGCCAAGGCAAUUCAAUAUUAUGCUUUUUGGCUUGCAUUUCCCUUGUGAUAAUGCAAAAAGACAACCAUAUUAUGAACAUUCUGAAAUUGUGUCAAAAUUGACAGUAUGUGCACUUUCAUGUCAAAGAUGUCUUAAAACCACAAAUUUCACAUGUAUGCUUAAGUACCAAAUAAAUACUAAUUUAGAUCAAGUAUUCCUUGCAUAUAAUGACAUGUUCUUAUGCUAUCUUGACUUGAUAUUCAUCUGCUUUGAUCAUUUCAUGCUUAUGAAUACAGCACUUUUCCUGCCAUGGGAAAUCAGGCAUUUUAUUUGCUAGAAAAACAAAGUCAACUGCCAUUUUUCAUUUCCAAAAAUAUGCUUCCUGUUAUAGGAUGUAAAUCUUACAAUGCCCUGAGUUUUAAAAUCAACAUAGGAAUAUAGUGGAAAAAAUAAGCAGCUUAGGAAAUUAGAUAUUUUAGAAAGCAAAUGAGUUAAUUGCAGACUUUCCAACCAAAACCAUACUUUUUUUGUACAAUUCUCAAAUGUUUUUUUUAUCUUCCAUAAGGCAUUAUUUUAAUAGGAACUGUUUUACAUCAUGGAAAAACUGCAUUAGAAUUAUCUGUUAAAGCACACUUCCUGUCAACUGAACAUCUAAUUCUUGCCCAGAGGUACAGAAAGCAUCUCUUCCUGUUAAGUGAUGCAGCCAUAGGCAAAGCUUUGGCAGCAGCUGUUAUUUCUAUUGAUCGAUGGUAAAAUAGAGCAAAGCACAAUUUAAAAACUUAAAUACUUUAAAGGGAUUGUUAAGAGAAAAAAUGGUCAUUGUUGCAGGAAUAUGGAUUAGAGCAUUAAUUCAUUAAAGACUGAACAUUUUUGUCAGAUUGAAAUUAUCACUUGUGUGGAAUUUAAAACAGCAUAUUGCUCAAAUCUCUUUUUUUAAGACUUCAUCCUGCCUGUGGUAUGAGAGUUAUCAUUUCUAGUAUUUUGUUUUCUACAUAUUGUAUUGCAGAGCAAACAUUUUGUGCUGAUAUUUCUUUGAGUAAUGGGGACCAGAGAUGUAGGGUACUUUGUAAACUGAUGAAGUGUCAAAUGUUUGCACAGAAAUUAGUAGAAUGAUUACUCUUACCACUGUAUUGGUAUAACACACAAAAUAAAGGUAUAGAACUAUUGAGUAUCAAAUUGUAUGAUCAAUUGUGUAAUUCAUUUUAAAUUGCCCCUUUAUUUCUACCCAAUUCCAAUUAUCAAAUCCAGCAUAAUCAAUGUUACUCACUAGUUUGUAAUAAUUGUAUGUCUGGCAUUAUUUUAAACUUUGAUGCAGACUGGUUAUUUUAAGUUAUUAGCUGUCAAUUAGGUUGGUGAAAAAAUACUUUAAGAUGUAUCAAGAUUUAUCUACAUUAUAUAUUGAUGUACUGGUACUCAUCUCUUGGUAUUGUUUCUUUCCACUCUUGAAAGUUGCUCAAUGCAACUGUCAAAUAAUCAAAGGGAAAGUUAUUGGAUUUUGCACACUUUUAUUAAUAGUUUGUGGUACUUAAUUUUAAAGAAAUGCAAUAAUAUCAACUCUUAGUAGAAAAGGUUAAAUCAUGCUAAAAACAAACCUCCAUUGAUAAUAGGUACUUUUAAGGUGACUUCAGUUAUUUAGAUAGCUUUAAAAAAAUUGUACAGUGCAUUUUUAAUUUACUGUAGCAUUUUCUAAUUGUAGUAAAAAUUAUGGUUGGCCUACGUAUCAGCUCCACACCAAGCUGUUCAUACUUAAUCCUUUUCAUUUAAUAUGCCCAUCUACAGCCAAGUUUUAAAGUUUCCUAUUUCUAUUACAUUAGUUUCAACCUACGAGUCCCCAUGCAAAUCUCUCAGAAUAAAGGAUCCAUACAAGAUCAAAGACUCCACUUAUUCUUAAUGCUCCUAAGCCACAUAUUACCAUAUAUCCAGAAGCCUCUGAUCAUGAAUGCACUUGAUUUUAUUUUCCCUGAAAGUUGUAGCAGAUAUCUAGGAAUUUAUAUUAGUUUUAGUAUUUCCAAUCAGUGCAGGAAUUAACAACCACAACUUUUAAUGGCCAACUUCAAACGCUGUCUUUUUGACAGGCAAGACAAACUCAAAGUAGGAAAAUUAUCCAUUUAGUUAUGUUUCCACAUUAUUCCAAACAGCACACAUAGUUUAAGGAAAUCAAAGCUACUAGAAAAGUGAUUAAAUUCUUAUCCCAAGAAGCAAUUUUUAGUGUACUAAUUUAAUGGGAAUCUUUACAACUGACAGCAUUUCCAGUCCAGCUGUCAUGAUAGUCCAGUGUUAAACUGAUUCUUAUUUCAAUGUUGGCACAAUACAAACAAACCUAAAUGGAUUGCUAUAUUUGGAUUGGCACUGAUUAGUAAUCAUUUAAAAUAGGAAAGCAUUUUUGGUAAGGUAGCUUUUCAGAUGAAUACUUUUGUGCCUAUGACAAGGUUAACCUUUGACAAAGAACUGUGGGCAGGAAGCAAAUUAUUGGGCAUUCAUUUCUAAACACCAGUUUCAAGGUCACCAAUAAAUCAACAAAGAUACAACAUGAAAUGAGCUUUAGCCUCAACAUUCCUGGUUAACUCAAGACAAAUAUGACACAUUAGAAUAGUAGAUCCAGUAUGAACUGUUAGGUUGAGUUGCGACUUGCCCAAUUUCUCUUUCAUGCCAUCACUUCAUAAUUCCUUGACUGGAAGAGA